Messenger RNA from Amaranthus tricolor (Joseph's coat), 1943 nucleotides. Its product is annotated as calreticulin. Gene Ontology annotation, molecular function: calcium ion binding. The coding region runs from base 76 to 1323 and encodes 415 amino acids. Gene Ontology annotation, cellular component: endoplasmic reticulum membrane; endoplasmic reticulum. Lineage: Eukaryota; Viridiplantae; Streptophyta; Magnoliopsida; Caryophyllales; Amaranthaceae. Gene Ontology annotation, biological process: protein folding. The transcript has 14 exons. The record is from RefSeq and is a predicted model, not a curated record.
AUAUAAAUCUCGCCUGUUAUUGUUAUUGGUCACUUUUACAUUUCUCAUCUUCCCUGUCACUUCUCAGAGUUAUCAAUGGAGAUUCGGAGGCCCAACCCUACCUCUUUCUCUCUAAUCCUUCUAUUCUCUCUCUUUGCCUUUUCUUCUGCUAAAGUGUUUUUCGAAGAACGAUUUGAAGAUGGAUGGGAAAAUCGUUGGGUUAAAUCUGACUGGAAGAAAGAUGAGAACAUGGCUGGAGAGUGGAAUUAUACAUCCGGUAAAUGGAAUGGAGAUGCUAAUGACAAAGGUAUCCAGACUAGCGAGGAUUACAGAUUUUACGCCAUCUCUGCUGAAUUUCCUGAAUUCAGCAACAAGGAUAAGACCCUAGUUUUCCAGUUUUCUGUUAAGCAUGAACAGAAGCUUGACUGUGGGGGUGGUUACAUGAAGCUACUCAGUGGUGAAGUCGACCAAAAGAAGUUUGGUGGUGAUACCCCAUACAGCAUUAUGUUUGGUCCUGAUAUCUGUGGCUACAGUACAAAGAAAGUCCAUGCCAUUCUUACCUACAAUGAUACAAAUCACUUGAUCAAGAAGGAGGUCCCUUGUGAGACUGACCAAUUGACUCAUGUUUACACUUUCAUUCUUCGUCCAGAUGCCACCUACAGCAUUCUUAUCGACAACCAGGAGAAACAAACUGGUAGUCUUUACAAUGACUGGGAUAUACUACCUCCCAAAAAGAUCAAGGAUCCUGAGGCUAAAAAGCCUGAGGACUGGGAUGACAAGGAGUAUAUUCCUGAUCCCGAAGACAAGAAACCAGAGGGUUAUGAUGACAUUCCUAAGGAGAUCACAGAUCCUGAUGCCAAGAAGCCUGAGGAUUGGGAUGAUGAGGAAGAUGGUGAAUGGACUGCCCCAACCAUAGCAAACCCCGAGUACAAGGGCCCAUGGAAGGCAAAGAAAAUCAAGAACCCUAACUACAAGGGCAAGUGGAAGGCACCCAUGAUUGACAACCCUGAAUUCAAGGAUGACCCAGAACUCUAUGUUUACCCCAACCUCAGAUAUGUUGGUGUUGAGUUGUGGCAGGUGAAAUCUGGCACGCUCUUUGACAAUGUCUUAAUCACUGAUGACCCUGAAUAUGCUAAGCAGCUUGCUGAAGAAACUUGGGGCAAACAAAAGGAUGCUGAGAAGGCUGCCUUUGAAGAGGCCGAGAAGCAGAGAGAAGAGGAGGAAACCAAGGAUGAUCCUGCUGAUUCAGAUGCUGAGGAUGAAGAUGAUGCUGAAGACUCUGAUAAGGAUGAGGCCGAUGAUAAAUCAGAGGAACAGGAGGAGAAUAAGCAUGAUGAACUGUGAGGAGCAUAGCAAUUUGAAGUCUUUAAUUUAGAUUGUAUCAGGUUCAAUUUUCUCUUGUCAAAUUAAGGCAUAGGUUUUUGUUAGGACACCAAGUCAAAAGCCUUGUAUGAUGGAUUGGUUUAUCUCAUUUGGCAUAUUUUGGUGGAUCAUAAAGGAUGGCCAAAGAGGAUUCCAGUUUUUUAUAUAAGAACAUUUUUACAUUAACGACUAACGAAAGUUGUGGAGUGGUAUAUGAGCUUUUGUCUUUUUGGUUGCAUUGCAAAUAAAAAAAACGCGAAUGCCUCUCAGUAUUACCGCUGCUUGUGGAAGUGGACUGACUUCGGUAUUUGGGAUUUCAAUACUUGAAUUGAUUUGUCGCCAAACAAGUUGAUCUUGUACAAAAUGCGUAGUUGGUGAUGACUAAAAUCCCCCUUGUUAUUUAGCAAUUAGGAUUACAUUUGGCCAAGCUUGUGCAAUUGCCCCUUGCUGGUUGCUCAAAUGGAUUCAAACGAGUUAGCGCCAUUUUUUGUUUUCCACUGUCUUAUUGGCCAUUACCUCAUUUAGACAUUUGGUAAGAAUACCUCAAGUUUCUUUUAUCUAAAAAUCAAAGAGAUAAAUAGUAGUAUUUUGCUCGUUUUUUA